This is a messenger RNA of Aspergillus fumigatus Af293, 2481 nucleotides long. Its product is annotated as RINT-1 family protein. Gene Ontology annotation, cellular component: Dsl1/NZR complex. The record is from RefSeq and is a predicted model, not a curated record. Gene Ontology annotation, biological process: retrograde vesicle-mediated transport, Golgi to endoplasmic reticulum; regulation of ER to Golgi vesicle-mediated transport; endoplasmic reticulum to Golgi vesicle-mediated transport. NCBI's taxonomy places the organism in Eukaryota, Fungi, Ascomycota, Eurotiomycetes, Eurotiales, Aspergillaceae.
AUGGCAAGCCCUUCUUUUUCUCUGUCGUUGCAUGAAAGGACGAGAGUUGAGGAUUACUUGAACGACAAGAUCCAAAUAUCUGCCGACUUUGAGAGCCUUGAUUCGUUGUUAGCCACUCUCCGCUCUCAACAUCACCUCCAACGAAAACAGUUAGCAGAAGCCCAACAGGCACUGCUCAGUGCAUCAAAAGCCUCCAACGACCAUGCCGAAGCCACACGAAAGCGAGCCGAAGCCUUCAAGGAGGAGCAAGAGGAUAUCGAUAAGCGAUUGAAAGCCAUAACAGGUUCCAACGCCAGCGAUGAGGCAGCAAAGCGCUUUAAAGUGAGCAUAGACAAGCUCCGACGGCUGGAGAUCUCGAAGGGUUAUGUGACCCUCCUGAGGGAAGCAGAGGAAUUGAGUAAGGAGGCAUUGAGCAACAUACAAUCUUCCCCUCGCCUGGCCCUAGAACCGUAUUCGCGCCUGAGAAACAUUGUACAAUCACUAAAGGAUGCUCAACCGGCUGCCGAAGGAGCGGCCCCUCACCUUGUCAGCCACGUGGAGAAGCUGGCCUCCGGUCUCAGAAAACAUAUGAAGGAGAAUUUCUCCAAGAGGCUUCAGAAGACGCUGGAAGAAAUGGGAUGGCCAUCGAAAGACUUCUGUCUAUCAGAAGAUCUGAGGACACAGUGGAUCGAGAAUGUCGAGUUGCUUCUUGAUUUACAGACACCCGAACUUACGGGACGUGAUCUGGAUGUGAAGCAACAGAGUGCCGAACCACCGAUCCUGUUACCGUUCGAAGUGAUGGUACAUCCGCUGGAUCUUCGCUUCAAAUACCACUUCAGCGGAGACAAGCCAACAAAUAGACUUGACAAGCCAGAAUACUUCCUGGGUCACGUCUUGGACCUGAUCAACACUUUCGGAGGGUUUUUCGCUUCCUCGCUGCAGCCUGUCUUCGACAAGAGAGCCCAAGAAGUUGGUUCGACUCUGGAAUGGAAUUUUUACAACGCCUCUCAUGCAUUUAUCACGGCUCUUUUGCCGAUGCUGAGGCAGAAAUUAUCGACUGUGCUCCCUAGCAUUUCUGGACAUCCACAGUUACUCAGCCAUCUCAUCCACGAGCUGAUGAAUUUUGACAACGAGAUUCGGGAGGCUUGGAAUUAUCUGCCUGAUCCAUACUCCAAGGAGAAUUGGAAGGGAAUAACGUGGGAGGUUCUUACUAAGGAGGGGUGGUUUGAUCGCUGGCUUCAGGUUGAGAAGGACUUUGCACUGGCCCGCUAUAAGGAAAUCAUUGAUGCAACGGACAGCGGUGAGAUUGACUACGAAGGAGUCGAGUUUUCGGCAACCAAACCCACCAAAGCCGCGAUUCGCGUAAAUGAUCUGCUUGAAACGAUCACUGAACUGUAUCGGCCUCUGUCAUCUUUCGGUCAAAAACUGCGGUUCCUUAUUGACAUUCAGAUCACGAUCUUCGACCAGUUUCACGAGCGCCUCCAUUCCGCACUUGAAGCUUACCUUGCAAUGACGUCUACGAUCGGCCGCACGGUACAAGGCGCAGAUGGACAGGCCAGCGUGGAAGGUGUGGCUGGACUGGAGCGUCUUUGCAGGGUUUUUGGGAGCUCCGAGUACUUGGAGAAGAAGAUGGAGGACUGGAGCAAUGAUGUGUUCUUCGUCGAACUGUGGUCUGAGCUACAAGAACGAGUCAGACAGAACAAAAACUCAGGUAGGAAUGUGGCCGGCCCUAUGUCUGUAGCAGACGUUGCUUCACGUACCUCUCAGAUGGUUGCAAAUGGCCACCAUAGCAGCGGCCAAGCUAGCUCGGAUGGAGCUCUGUUCGACGAAACAGCAUCCGCCUACCGUCAUCUCAGGCUACGUUCUGAAUCAAUUCUCACUUCGACGUUGAUCUCAAACACACAGUCGGCCCUGAAACCAUAUGUUCGUAUGUCUGCGUGGGCAACGAUUUCUACUACAUCACCUUCCGAGGCAAUCUCGUUACCACCGUCCGCGGAUCUUGCGCCUGCUAUGCGAACUUUAUCCACUAGCAUCUCUUUCCUAUCCCGCGCACUGGGCAUAGCACCGUUGCGUCGAAUCAUUCGCCAGGUACUCCUCUCCGUUCAAACUAAUCUUUGGAGUAACGUCCUCAUGAGGCAUACCUUUUCCGCUGCCGGAGCGGCGCAAUUUGCCAGCGAUAUUGACCACCUUUGCAAUGUUGUCGAUGUCGCUUUGGGACCGGCUGGUCUGGAAGGAGGCUCGACUAGAGUUCUUGCGAAGCUCAACGAGGGUCUUCUACUGCUGGGCCUUACGAUUGUCGCUGCCAAGGCUGGCGACGUAUCUGCCGCCCAGGAGGGCACUGAUUCGCAGGAGGAACCUCAUCUUGGACUUUGGGAGGUGGAGAAGAGGCUAUUCAGGGAUAACGAGAGUGCUCGAGGCGUUCUUGCCGAGCUGAAUAUCGAGACUCUUACAGAAGCUGAGGCAAGAGCUGUACUUGAGCGACGAGUAGAGAUUGGUUCUUAG